Penaeus vannamei (Pacific white shrimp) is the source of this 1094-nucleotide messenger RNA. RefSeq names its product loricrin-like. NCBI's taxonomy places the organism in Eukaryota, Metazoa, Arthropoda, Malacostraca, Decapoda, Penaeidae. The record is from RefSeq and is a predicted model, not a curated record.
AUGCACAGAUUUUCAAGACCACAUUUCAGACAGUCGUUUAAUGAACCUUCACUACGAGACACUUUUACGGAGCUCGGCCAUCGAUGUCGCAGGAUUCCACAAGGACGCCUACACUGCGCCGGCGGAUAUAAGGACACGCCCCACACGGAGCCACACGUAUCCUUCAGGAGUCGUGGUGGAGCUAAGGAUCGGAGCGAGAUGAAAGGUCUUUUGGCGCUCUUCGGCUGCGUCGCCGUCGCCUUCGUGGCCAUCGAGGCCGCCCCGGGAGGCCGAGGUGGAGGCGGCUGCUGUGGAGGAGGGGGAGGAGGUGGAGGAGGAGGAGGAGGAAGCUACGCUAGUUCCGGCCGCGGAGGAGGAGGCGGAGGUGGAGGAGGCGCCGGAGGGUUCUCGGGCGGCGGUGGAGGCGCCGGUGGAAGCGGAACCGUGUCCAUCGCCGGAGUAGUGUUCCAGAAGCCAAGCGGAGGCGGCGCAGGAGGCUUCUCAAGUGGAGGAGGCUUCUCCGGCGGUGGAGGAGCAGGACAUUCAGGCGGAGGAGGCUUUGGCGGUGGUGGAAGUGGAGCAGGAGGAUUUUCCAGCGGCGGAGGUGGAUUCUCGAGAGGUGGAGGCGGAGGAGCAGGAGGAUUUUCAAGCGGCGGAGGUGGAGGCGGAGGAGGAGGCUACAGUGGUUCCGCAGGUGGAAGUGGAAGAGGAGGUGCCUCAGGCCGCGGUGGAGGCGCAGGUGGAGACGGAACAGUAUCGAUUGCCGGCGUGGUCUUCCAGAAGCCAAGUGGAGGUGGAGGAGGAGGUUUCUCCAGCGGUGGAGGAGGUGGAUUUUCCAGCGGUGGAGGUGGAAGCUUCUCCAGUGGUGGAGGAGGAGGUUUCUCCAGCGGUGGAGGAGGUGGAUUUUCCAGCGGAGGUGGAAGCUUCUCCAGUGGUGGAGGAGGAGGUUUCUCCAGCGGUGGAGGAGGUGGAUUUUCCAGCGGUGGAGGUGGACAUGGAGGUUCAUCCAGAGGAGGAGGAGGGAGGAGGAGGAGGUGGAUACGGAGGAAAAUAGACUCCUGAAGUUACUUUGUUCUGAAUGAAGUCAGUUCAUUCCGUAUUAAAUCUUGACUUGA